AUGUCAGAUCCUCAGGAAAAGCAGACACUUGGUCUGCAACAGCCGCAACUAUCAAUACCAUACCCUGAAGAGGAUCCUCCACUCCAUUACCCCAAUUCCCGACAUAGUUCAAUCGUCGAGGAAGAGGAGUUCACAUAUCCAGAUGGAGGCACCACAGCCUGGUUGCAAGUCCUAGCCUCGCACUUGAUCAACCAAAUCGCCUGGGGUUACCCCUCCUCGUACGGCGUCUACCAACUCUACUACACUACCACCCUCAACCUCCCCUCAUCGCAGGCAUCAUGGAUAGGCUCGAUCCAGAUCUUCCUCACCUUCGGCAUCUGCGCUCUAUCGGGCCGUCUAGCCGACGCAGGCUACACCCGUCACGCCGUCAUCGUCGGCCUAUUCAUGGCUGUGAUGGGCACAUUUUUGACCAGUUUCUGCCACGCGUACUGGCAAAUUUUCCUCGCACAAGGUCUAUGCACCGGGCUCGGGAUGGGCAUCAUGUUCAUGCCGGGCAUCACCAUCGUCGGCUCGUACUUUAAGAGGCGGAAAACUCUGGCGCUCUCCAUCGUCACCACUGGGACAGGCCUCGGUUCUGUGACGUUUCCUAUUUUGCUCAACUAUACGAUGCCUCAUGUAGGCUUUGCGUGGGCUGUGAGGUGCCAGGCGUUGAUGAUGUUGAUUCUUGGUGUUAUUGCGAUUGCGCUGAUGAGACCGCGGCUGGCGCCUAGGAAGAAGGGUCCUUUGAUUGAGUGGGCUGCGUUUAGAGAAAGAUCCUAUACGUGUUUCGCCAUCGGAAGCUUCUUCGCGUUCCUAUCGCUUUACUUCAGUCUCUUCUAUCCGGGCACUAUCUAG
This is a messenger RNA of Colletotrichum fioriniae, 834 nucleotides long. The record is from RefSeq and is a predicted model, not a curated record. NCBI's taxonomy places the organism in Eukaryota, Fungi, Ascomycota, Sordariomycetes, Glomerellales, Glomerellaceae.